This is a messenger RNA of Vicugna pacos (alpaca), 2074 nucleotides long. RefSeq names its product plasminogen activator, urokinase (gene PLAU). Lineage: Eukaryota; Metazoa; Chordata; Mammalia; Artiodactyla; Camelidae. Gene Ontology annotation, biological process: fibrinolysis; plasminogen activation; regulation of cell adhesion mediated by integrin. The record is from RefSeq and is a predicted model, not a curated record. Gene Ontology annotation, molecular function: serine-type endopeptidase activity.
GCUGGGGCGGGGCCAGGGCUGGGGAGAGUCCUAAUAUAGAGCCGGCGCUGCGGGAGAGCAGGGCAGCGCGGAGACUGGAGCUCUAGAGCCCGGCAGAGCCUAAGAGUGUCUGCUAGUCCCGCUGUCCCGGCCUCGCGCCGCUCCGGCCAUAGCCGCACCGAGCCACUGUCUAGAGCCCCAGCCUCGCCACCAUGAGAGUCCUGCCGGUGUGCCUGCUCCUCUGUGCCUUGGUCGUGAGGGACUCCAAAGGCAGCCAUGAACUUCAUCAAAUGUCUGGUGCAUCGAACUGUGGCUGUCUGAAUGGAGGAAAAUGUGUGUCCUACAAGUACUUCUCCAACAUUCAGCGAUGCAGCUGCCCAAAGAAAUUCCAAGGGGAACACUGUGAGAUAGAUACAUCGAAAACGUGCUAUGAGGGGAAUGGUCACUCUUACCGAGGGAAGGCCCACACUGAUAUCAUGGGCCGGCCCUGUCUCGCCUGGAACUCUGUCACCGUCCUUCUGAAAACGUACCAUGCCCACAGAACUGAUGCCCUGCAGCUGGGCCUGGGGAAACACAAUUAUUGCAGGAACCCAGACAACCGGAGAAGGCCCUGGUGCUAUGUGCAGGUUGGCCUAAAGCAGCUUGUCCAGGAGUGCAUGGUGCACGACUGCUCUUUUGGAAAAAGUCCCUUCUCUCCUCCAGAAAAAGGAGACUUUCAGUGUGGCCAGAAGGCUCUGAGGCCCCGCUUUAAGAUUGUUGGGGGCGAAUUCACCACCAUCGAGAACCAGCCUUGGUUUGCAGCCAUCUACAGGAGGCACCGCAGCGGCUCUGUCACCUACGUGUGCGGUGGCAGCCUCAUCAGCCCCUGCUGGGUGGUCAGCGCCACCCACUGCUUCAUUAAUCACCAGGAGAAGGAGGACUACAUUGUCUACCUGGGUCGGUCAAACCUCAACUCCAGAACGCCUGGGGAGAUGAAGUUUGAGGUGGAAAAGCUCAUCCUGCAUGAGGACUACAGUGAAGAUACCCUUGCUCACCACAAUGAUAUUGCCUUGCUGAAGAUCCGUUCCAACACGGGCCAGUGUGCGCAGCCAUCCCGGUCCAUACAGACCAUCUGCCUGCCGCCAGAGAGCGGUGAUGCCCGUUUUGGCACAAGCUGUGAGAUCACUGGCUUUGGAAAAGAGAGUUCCUCUGACUAUCGCUAUCCAGAGCAGCUGAAAAUGACUGUUGUGAAGCUGGUCUCCCACCAGCAGUGUCAGCAGCCCCACUACUACGGCUCUGAAGUCACCACCAAAAUGCUUUGUGCCGCUGACCCACAGUGGAAAACUGAUUCCUGCCAGGGAGAUUCGGGGGGCCCAAUGGUCUGCUCCAUCCAAGGCCGCCUGACUCUGACGGGGAUUGUGAGCUGGGGCCGAGAUUGUGCCAUGAAGGACAAGCCUGGCGUUUACACCAGGGUCUCAAGCUUCCUGCCUUGGAUCCACACUCAUACCGGGGGAGAGACUGGCCUAGCCCUCUGAGGGCCCCCAGAGAGCCAAGGGAGGAGAGGGGCGCCGCCCACUCCUAUGCUGACCGUCAUUUUUGCAGUAGGGCCACCUGCACCAGCUAUGUAUAAGGAAGAAACUGCGGAAGAUGGGCUCUGCUGAGAUGGUUUUGUUUGUGCUGCCCACUGGGGUGAACGACAAUAGCUUUACCCUCAGAUACGGGCCUGGGUGCUGGGUGCCCAGAUCCUCCCCCUCCGGCCAGGACGGAAGGGUGGUCCUGAACCAGGAUGGUACUGUCGUCUUCGGAACAAAAACCUGGAGUUAAAAAUGGCACCUCCUGUGCAUAGGUGGAAGGAGAGCCAGCUCCCCACUGUUGGGAAAUGAAUUAUUUCCCAAUUAGGAAGUGUAACGGAACUGAGGUCUCUUGAGAGAGCUUGGCCAAUGUGGGCACAGUGGCUUAGAGAAGAGAGACCCUGAUGACUCGAGGGAAGGGUUCUAACAUUCCACGACUGUAUCAGGGCACGUUAUACAUGCAUGUGUGUGUUUGCACACUUGUGCACAGGAUGUGUCAGUGUAAGAGUUGGUGUUCUGUAUCUGACUACAAGUCUAGAUAUGUC